Molecule: messenger RNA, 1587 nt
Organism: Astrephomene gubernaculifera
Lineage: Eukaryota; Viridiplantae; Chlorophyta; Chlorophyceae; Chlamydomonadales; Astrephomenaceae
Source: the annotation of a GenBank genome assembly
CAAACCCUUGACACACCCAUAAAAAUCCAUGAUGGUGGUACGGCAUCAAUCUUUCGGUCAACUAAUGUCCCUCACAGUGCUUCUUCCAUGAGAACUACUUCUGCAAGAGUUAUAAGCGAACUUGCUUACUAAAGAUCGCUGCAAAAAUGGUGAUGGCUGCCUUUGGAAACAAAUGUCAGCAGCGUAGUAUACAUUCCAGGCAAUCACAGAACCUCACAAUUCAGUUUCAAUGUUUGAGGCCUUCUAUUGUCCGUGUGAACAGUAGCCGGAAGGCAUGUGCGUCGGCUUCUCCCCUGCUUGCAACAACUUGCAUCGGACCGACUCCGUUUAAAGCCAAGACCACUAUGCCUGGGCGCUUCUCCGUGCGGCUUAAACGCAACGUUUUGGGCGCGGUCUGCCAAGCGAACAAAGGAGAGAAGAUGACUGUGGCUGUGACAGGUGCCACGGGCCUUGUUGGUAGCCGGCUGGUCGCAAAGCUGGCGGCAGCAGGACACAAGGUCAGAGUGCUCACUCGCAACCCAGCCACCGCCCGCGCCAAGCUGGGCUACCCGGGCCUCGAGUUCUUCGGCCCCGGGGAGUGGGCCCGCGGGGUGGAGGGCGCCACGGGGGUGGUCAACCUGGCGGGGGAGCCCAUUGCGACUCGGUGGACGGAGGAGCUCAAGCGAAGCAUCAAGUCCUCCCGAGUGGGGACCACGACAGCACUUGUGGACGCCAUCAAAGCGGCACCUGAGGAGCGCCGGCCACAAGUGCUCGUUUCAGCGUCGGCAGUGGGCUACUACGGCAUCAGCCAAAGUGCCACGUACAGCGAGGACAGCCCCUCGGGAAGCGACUACCUAGCGGAGGUGUGUCGCGCGUGGGAGGCGGCUGCGGAGGGCGCCGCCGCUGCCGGAGUCCGAGUCGCCAUCCUGCGGAUUGGCAUUGUACUGGCACCAGAGGGUGGCGCACUGGGCAAGAUGCUGCCAGUUUUCCAGAUCUUCGCAGGCGGCCCCCUGGGCAGCGGCAAGCAGUGGAUGAGCUGGAUCCAUCGGGACGACCUGGUGGACCUCAUACUGCAGGCCCUGUCCAACCCCUCCUUCUCUGGGGUCUACAACGCCACGGCGCCCAAGCCCGUGCGCAUGAGCGAGCUGUGCUCCGUGCUGGGCAACAUCCUGGGUCGGCCCAGCUGGCUGCCGGUGCCGGACUUUGCCCUCAUGACGCUGCUGGGCGAGGGGGCCAGUGUGGUGCUUGAGGGCCAGCGUGUGCUGCCCACGCGGACACAGGCCGCCGGCUACCGCUUCAGAUACUCGGACAUCGGAGACGCGCUGCGCAACCUGCGGCUGGCGGGGCGGUAAUGAAGGCUGACGCUGUCAAGGUGCCUGACUGGGGUGGGUCGAGAGAACACUGACGACUGGUGACGACUGAAAGGUGCUUAAGUGGCUGUAGUUGAACACAUCACAAGAGGAGCAUGCCGGACUGACUAGUGACUAGAGGGGAGUCGGGUACGGUAGUAGCUGGCUGGCUGCUGAUAGACGAUGUAGCUGUGUAGCUGUGCUGUAUAGCCUCUGCUACGAAGUAUGGGGAGGGAGGCAUCUGGCCUGGCUGGAGUGG